Messenger RNA from Panicum hallii, 1658 nucleotides. RefSeq names its product ras GTPase-activating protein-binding protein 2. The transcript has 9 exons. Gene Ontology annotation, cellular component: ribonucleoprotein complex; cytosol. The coding region runs from base 97 to 1431 and encodes 444 amino acids. NCBI's taxonomy places the organism in Eukaryota, Viridiplantae, Streptophyta, Magnoliopsida, Poales, Poaceae. The record is from RefSeq and is a predicted model, not a curated record. Gene Ontology annotation, molecular function: mRNA binding.
GGCAGCAUUCCAUUACAAUUGAUCGCACGCCGUUCUCCAGAUCUAGGGUUGCUUACACUGCUCUCCUGCUCACUGGUCUCUCCGUCUCCCUCAUCCAUGGCUUCGGCGGCGGCGACCCAACAGGUGGGAACGUACUUCCUACGGAACUAUUACAACCUGCUGCAGCAGAACCCCGAUGUAGUGCACCAGUUUUACAACGAAGCCAGCACCAUGGUCCGCGUCGACGACCUCGCCGGAACGAACACCACUGUCAACAGCAUGAUGGACAUCCACUCGCUCAUUAUGUCCUUGAAUUUCACCCAAAUCGAGAUCAAGACAGCAAACUUUAUCAACUCAUGGGGUGAUGGGGUGCUAGUUAUGGUCUCUGGCCUCGUGCAGACCAAGGAGUACAGCCACCAAAGGAAAUUUAUCCAGAUGUUCUUCCUUGCUCCCCAAGAGAAGGGUUACUUUGUCCUCAACGAUUACUUUCACUUCGUCGACCAAGAACAGGUGCAGCCUGCACAACUGAUUUCUCAUGAUGACUACGAGAACAAUUUAGCCUCCAACACAGCUGUCGAAACUGUUCCUGAAUACAUUCAUGAGGAAGAAACUCAAACAGCACAAAUAACAUCUGAAGGACAUGAUGUGGUUGACAAUUAUGCUUAUUCUGAGCCACCACUGCAAGUGGUGUCAUCUGACAACUGGGGGGAGGAACCUCUUCCUGAAGAACCGCCUUCUUCCUUCUCAAAUGAAAUUGCAGUGGCACCAGAGGAGCCAGUGCAACCUUCUCCUGUGCCACCUCCUCAUGUGGAGGAGCCGGUUGGUGAACCAGUGAAGAAGACUUAUGCUUCCAUUCUAAAAACUGCAAAGGCUCCACCUGCAUUCCCGGUAGCCCAGCAAGUCCCUGUGAGUAAGCCUUCUCACCCUACAACAGAGUCGAACCAGGCCCAGCAUUCAGUCAUGGCUUCAUCAACGGCAGCUGAGAAACCAAGAUCUGAUGUCUAUGGUGAAGUUGCAGCCCAUGAUGAUGAAGAGAGCAAGUCUGUUUAUGUUGGGAAUGUGCCAUCAUCUGUAAGCGAGGCUGAUCUUGAAAAUGAGUUCAAAAAGUUUGGGCGGCUUAUUCCCGACGGUGUUGCUAUCAGAAGCCGGAAGGAGACUGGUGGCUAUUAUGCUUUUGUGGAAUUCGAGGAGCUUAGUGGUGUACACAAUGCGUUAAAGGCUUCACCAAUCGAAAUAAACGGGCGGCAGAUAUAUGUUGAGGAGAGGAAGCCUAACAGCGGAAUAAGAGGCGGAAGGAGGGGUGGAAGAGGCCGUUUUGGCGGUGGAGGUCGGGGAUUUGCCAGAGGUGGAGGUGAUGAGUACAAUGGUGGCAAUCGGGGGAGGUCGAACGGGUAUGGGCGUGUUCCUCACCAAGAGAGGGGCAUCCUUGGGAGCCACGCUCAAAGGAACUGAUCUGGUGUAGCAAGAGCAAGCAUAAGGUUUUGAUCUGUCGUCUGAGGGAGAGAGAUCCUGAACAAAGCAGCCUAUAUGCUGCUAGGUUGCAUUUGGGGUUUUUGGGGCUUGUUUUGUUGAUGAAUGUGUGUGCGUCGACCUAUGCGACAUCCAACUUUUGCUAGACUGAUGCUGCCUGUUGUCAUUAAGAGCUGUUGUUCUGUUAUCCUAGUUGCUAUUGUUGCUUU